AUGAGCACGACUGAAAUGCCAUCGAAUGACAUUCGGUUCCAGAUGGAACUCGAGUUUAUUCAAUGUCUCGCUAGCCCUGCCUACCUCAAUUUCCUGGCCAUCAAUCGAUACUUUGAAAAUAAAGCUUUUAUGAACUAUCUCCAGUAUCUCAAGUACUGGAAACAACCAGAAUACGCCAAAUACAUUGUAUACCCUCAUUGUCUCGCGUUUCUCGACAUGUUGGAUGAUGAACGUUUCCGACAGAUGAUUGCACGUGAGGAUUUUAUGACGUUGGUGCAUGGUCAGCAGUUUUAUCACUGGCAAACUUUUCUCAAUUACCGAUCGGAGGGGAACCCUGAAUUCGCGACAACAACAACAAGUACAGAUGCAGUCGAGACAAAUUAA
Molecule: messenger RNA, 384 nt
Organism: Peronospora farinosa
Lineage: Eukaryota; Oomycota; Peronosporomycetes; Peronosporales; Peronosporaceae
Source: the annotation of a GenBank genome assembly